Aspergillus melleus is the source of this 1152-nucleotide messenger RNA. RefSeq lists its product as uncharacterized. The coding region runs from base 1 to 1152 and encodes 383 amino acids. Gene Ontology annotation, molecular function: transcription cis-regulatory region binding; DNA-binding transcription factor activity. The transcript has 4 exons. Lineage: Eukaryota; Fungi; Ascomycota; Eurotiomycetes; Eurotiales; Aspergillaceae. Gene Ontology annotation, cellular component: nucleus. The record is from RefSeq and is a predicted model, not a curated record. Gene Ontology annotation, biological process: positive regulation of transcription by RNA polymerase II.
AUGCCAUUCAACCCAUUCAAGUUACAUGUCAAAGAUAUCUAUCUGUUCGACUAUUUUCAAUCGACGGCCUCCGGUUCCUUGACCACCUUCGGUCAUGACCCCACAAGCAUGGGAAGCCUUCUAAUUCGAAUGGCCUUGACAAACAGCAGCCCUUCCUCCACUGCAGUGCUCCACUCCUUACUUGCACUAUCAUCACUACAUCUCUAUGGCUUGCAGAGCCAGGCUGGUGAGCUCAAACUGUCUGCACUCAGAGCGCUCGCCGCUGCAUCGAGGACUAGUAUUGGUCCCGUGGAGGCAGCCCAGCAUAUUGCUGCAGGAAUGCUUCUAUGCUCGUUCGAGCUACACCGAGCAUCAUGCACUUCAGGCCAGUGGAGAUGUUAUGUCGGCGGCGCUAAAAAGAUCCUCAAUGUAUUCCCUUCGGGUGUAUCAGACCGAGAUGGUGACUUCAGUAUCUUGCUGGACUGGGUAUACUAUCAUGAUGUUCUGUCGCGUUUCAGCGAGCUGCAUUGGCGCUCUGAAAAGGAUAUAGCCAUUGCACCUGCUUGCUCGUCGAAGUAUCCUUGGAACGCAGCUAUACCGUCCACGGUCUUCAAUUUCGAUACAACAGUUCAGCUGCUGUCAAACCUCUGCGACGCCGUGGCUGCUAGACCACCACCGACGGCCCCGGCCGAACAACUGGGCCACUAUAUUGCAAAUGUUCAAAUUCUAGCAUGCAGGAUCAAAAACAUCCCCAUGUCAAUGCCCGGAGACGAAUCCAUCAUUAGCCCGAAAUGUGCGACAAUGACCGAAUUGUUCCAACUAUCUAUGCUCGUGUAUCUCAACAGAGCAACCGGAUGUCUUCUUGAGCCAUCACACAUGACAGAGCACCGCAUCCAUCAGGGUCUUGCCAGCCUCUCCCAGCUUGAUACCUGCGAACGCCAGUUUCCUUUACUCGUGCUUGGCUGCGAAGCGCGUACCGAUGAAGAACGGAUCAGAAUACUCGACCUCAUUGAUAGGACUGAGGGAUCAACGUCAUCAAGGUCUCUUUUCCUGGUCAAGACAUUGAUCAAGUCCAUCUGGGUCCAGGAUGACCUUGCGGGCGGGCAAUUGGAUUAUAUGGAGAAGCUAAGUUCAUUGAUUAGUUGCUGCAAUAUAAUGCCCACCUUUGUGUAG